AGCGAGCUGCACGCGGCAGCGGCGAAGCCAAAGCCUACCGAGGGGGAGUUAGCAGGGCGACGUCAUGGCAACCAUAGCCGAGGCGCGGUCAGCGGGACGGUCCUCGGAGGAUCUGUGUGAUACAGGGAUUAUAAGGCGCCGCGCAAAACCGUGACUGCUUCUAAGGAGUGUCGUCUUGUAUAAUUUCAAUUUCUGAAUACCCAUCCAAUGAAAACAAGGAGAAGAAAUAAGGAAAAAGAUGUCCCACAAAUUCAAUUAUGAGCAAGGCUCUGAUUUUAUAAAGUAUUAUGGCAGCACUUUGGAUUAACAAAGAAGGACAGAAACAUUUGUAGCAAGAAAAGGUUCAGGAGGCUGACUCCACUAGAAAGUGAGGUACGGUAUGAGAGGCACUGGAUCGGCUGUGGAAUAGAAAAAGAUGAGUGCAGAUGAAAUAGCCACCGAACUACUUAGGCUGCAAGAGGUGCUAAUCUGUGCAAUAUACAAAUACAUACGGAAGAAGACUGUUCAUACAGACUGGAAAAGAUUGAUUUUUAAAGAGCAGUCUUCCCAACUGUGCUACAACCUAGCUGUGCGUGAAGUGUGUCAAAAUAAAUAAAUGGUCAAUCUUCCAAGCCUGAGUGAUAACAGUGAGGGCAAUUUCCUAUUUCCAGCCAGCGAGCUGCCCCAUCAAAGGUGAAGAUGAAACGUUCAUCAAGAGAAAGAACAGCAUAUAACUUUCUCACCUCACAUUCUUUCCCACAGUGACAGAAGAAGAAACAAAACCAUCACAAAACUACUAAGAAGAAAAUAAUAAAGAUGCCAUUCGUUCAGAUCUCCUCACCUCAGCAGGAUGCUCUGGCUUUCAUGGGUAGUUUUCUCUCUAUUUCUGACAUUAGCAUCCGCGAACUUUAGCCCAAAGUUCAACAUGAACAGCACCUUUAUGUUGCCAGAGGACACACCUAUAGGCACCCUGGUUUUGCAGUUGGUGGCAGAGGAUGUUGAAAAUGAUCCAUUAUACUACAGCAUUGGGGGUGAAAAUGCUUACUACUUCUCACUUGAUAGUAGAACAGGCAACGUGACGCUGAAGCAACCUGUGGAUUAUGAGCAAACUAAAGUUAUCCUGCUCAAUGUGGAAGUGACAGACAAGAUAACUGUACCAGCCUCUAAAAAAAUCACUAUUAUUAUAAGUGACCGGAAUGACAAUAAACCAAUAUUCCAGAACGAACCUUAUCUGAUAGAUGUCCUUGAGAACACAACAAUUGGUACCCCAAUCUGUGAUGUGAGAGCUGUGGAUAGUGAUAGUGAAAAUGCUGGACGGGUAUCCUAUAAAAUCAUAGAGGUCAUUCCAAACAAUGCAGAGAAUUAUCGGCUUUUUAACAUUCUGCAAAAUGGCACUGUGGUGUUGAAUGGCUCACUCAGCUACAACAAUAAGAGCACUUUCUAUCGAAUCAAGAUCUUUGCUAUGGACAAUGGAGGAUUGUGGAAUGGUCUUUUUAUCUACCAGAACAAUACUGCUUAUAUAUCUGUGACAGUUAUUGAUGUCCCAGAUCUGGAUCCAGAGUUUUUGGGAGAGCCAUAUGUGGCCUCAGUGUCAGAGAACUGCCCUCUGGGUACUCCUGUAAUGACAGUAUUGGCCAUUGACAAGGACAAAGAUGUGAAUGAUAUAAUCCUUUACAGUGUCAUCAAUGCCAGCAACCUGUUUACAGUGAACCAGUCCACAGGAGUCAUCACUGUGAGUAGUAACCUGGACCGAGAAGGCGUGCCAGGUGAAGAGGUGCAAUUUCAGAUUGUUGCUCGAGAAAAAAACUUGAACAUUUACCAUCAAGUGGUACAAGUGAGCUCCCAGGUGACCAUCCAUAUCACCGAUAUCAAUGAUAACAAACCUCAGUUUUAUUUAUGCACGGGCCCUCCCUGCAACUUCACAGGCCCUACGGAAGUCAAUGUUUCAGGUCAGAUCGAAGAACAUGCUUCUGCCAGAACACCUGUGGCCAACCUCAGCAUUGUAGCCUAUGAUCCUGACAAGGGUGAAAAUGGAACUUUCCAGCUGUUCCUGAGAGGUCCUGAUGCACUAGCAUUCUCCGUGUCACCCAGGCAGAUUGUAAAUGAAGGCACUGUUCAAGUGCUAGUGAGAAAUUCAAGCCUCGUGGAUUAUGAAACUACAACUACUAUGAGUGUGGAGAUUGUAGCAAAUGAUACUACAAGGACAGUUGAUUGCUGCUCUUUUGCCACGGUGACCAUCCAUCUUCUUGACAUCAAUGAUCACAGGCCUGAAUUCAGACAGACUGACUACAAGCUCUUUAUAUUAGAAGAGAGCCCACCUGGUUCCAUUGUAGCUUCUAAUAUCACAGCCACUGAUCCAGACAGUGGAAAAUUUGGAGAAAUCACCUACCAAUUACUGCCUAACAGCAUCCAAUCAGAUUUCACUGUGAAUUCAAUGAACGGUACAAUAUUUGUGGCCAAUGGCAGUAAAAUAAAUUGGGGGAUGCGCCCUGUCUAUUAUGCCACUUUGCAAGCAAUGGAUGGUGGUGGGCUGAUUGGUUCUACCCAAUUGGAGAUCACAGUGAUUGACAUCAACAACAAUCCACCGGUUGUGAUAGGUUCCUACAACUUCAUGGUCAUUGAGGGCAACAGCAUCGAGCCUAUCCAGAUCCAGGCCACUGAUCAGGAUAACCCAGAAACCAAUAAUAGCCGUUUGCAUUUUGAAAUUAUGCCUGGCAAUUUCAGGAACAACUUCACUAUUAACCCAGAUACUGGACAGCUCGUCAGCAAAGGGCCCUUGGACCGAGAAGCUAUUCCUGUGAAGCUCAACGGGAAGAUAGUGGUGACAAUACUUGUAGAAGACUUGGGGAUCCCUCAGUUGAACACCACUGUCAAUGUCACCAUCACUGUGGAGGACAAAAAUGACAAUGCACCCAGCUUCAACAGUUCAAAUUACGAGUUCUCUGUUUCUGAAGACUUGCGAGAUGCCUUGGUUGGAGUUGUGGAAGCCAGAGAUGCUGAUCAAACACAAAUUCACAACCGUAUUUCAUUCUACAUCAAUAGCAGCACAGGCUCAAACAACUUUCUGAUUCGCUCCCGCGCCCAGGGAUCUGGCUGGUAUCAGGGCAUGUUGUCUCUAGACCCAGAAAUUGUUCUUGACUAUGACCAAAUGCAGGAGAAGUUCUUCAAUCUCAUUCUUCGGGCUGAAAAUUCAGACUUAGGGGAAACAAUGGAAGCUGCCAUUGCCAUGGUGAAGGUGUAUGUGCUAGAUGUCAACGAUGAGUCCCCAACCAUUGUACCAUUUCCACCAGAAAACAUUCACAUUACAGAGAAUGAAAAACUACAUACGUUAGUAGCUGAGCUGGAGGCUACUGAUAAGGACACCAACCACUCAUUAGUAUUCCAGGAGUUGGCUGUUGCAUGUUUCAACAGUACAGGCAGUGUAGGCAAUAUAUGUCAGCACUGGUUCCACCUAGUAGCCAAUGGAUCACUUUUUGUGAAUAGUUCAGGUAUAGACUAUGAACUGUGCACCCGAGUGGAAAUCACACUGCGUGUUAAGGAUGAGUUCACUGCAGUAGGAAAUCCCUACAGUAGAAAUGAGACUCUGGUCAUCUUAAUUGGUGAUGCAAAUGACAACGCACCCCAGUUUUAUCCUGUCAAUGACACCUUUGUAAUAAUCCCAGAAAUCUCUCCAAUUGACCUGUCUGUGGCUAUGGUCAAGGCCAAGGAUGCCGAUUCAGGUGAAGAUGGUGUGAUCACAUUUAGCAUCUCUGAGGUAGUUUUCAUCCAGGACAAUGGACAUGAACAGAAGUUUUCCAGCAUUUUCAGAGUGGCAAAAACAAUGGAGAAGGAUUUCUCUGUGGGAAACAUCCAAAUAGCAAGCAACCUUAACAGCAUGUUGGAAGGCCGAUAUCAGGUGAAAGUGGAAGCCAAAGACAAUGGAACUCAAGCCCUAAGCAAUUUCACAUCACUGGAUAUCUUCAGUGUGGCUAAGACUUACCGUAUAAAACUGAAAUUUGAUAUCACUUUAGAGGAACUGCAGGAUAAUUCAAAUAACAUCAAAAGAAUUCUGUGCAACGCAACUGGAACAACAGUCUACGUAAUAGCAAUCUAUACAGACGAUUCAUCAACCUCCAAAUCCGAAAGGGCCCUGGAGAAGACUGCAAUGGAUGCCUAUUUUGUUUACAAGAAUGGCACGGCUCUGACUGGUGAUCAUGUGCUCACGCUCAUUCGAAGAAACCCGGAACAGUUGAAGCAACUGAUCAAUCUUGGCUUGUCGGUCAUUGGUCCUGCGGAUGUGAAAGAACCUGAGAAAGAGAUGGAGUUGUUUGGUGUUAUCAUAGGGUUGGCAGCAGCUGUCUUCAUCCUCCUCCUCCUCUUGACUGGGACAAUAAUUGGCAUGAGGAAAAGUUAUACAAGGAAGUUGAAGGCACUCAAAGCUUUGAACGUGGCUUCAAAUUUCUCAGCCAGUGGAGUGCAGCAAGGACCUGCCAUUCCUGGAACCAAUAAGUACAACACAGAAGGGGCUAAUCCUGUGCUUGGUUUCUCCUUGGAUCCUUCUAUGAGCCUUGGCUUUGAGGAAAAUGCCAGUUCUGAAGUGGCCAGCCUGAACUCUCUGGAUGAAAACAUGGUUGAUGCUGCCCACGACUUAUUUCCUGCUAAACUGAAACUGGACAAAGCAGAUGCUCAGCGGGAAAUAAACAAUUGUGAAGAGCCCUUGAAAGCUGCUUUAGACAGCCAUAGGAAGUACAAGCCACUGCAGCAAGGGAACGUCAAGCAGGCACCUCUAGACUCUUCCUUAAGUACUACAGAAAUAUGACUGUGCCCAUUUCCUUCUGGCAAAACAAUGUCCUGAAUGUACAGCAGCUGUGAUCUGAAGAUGCUGAAAUACUAAUGAAAAUUAUAAAACAUUGGGAUAUUGCCUACUCUGUGGCCUGAAUUAACUCAAGGUCUGCACCUUAAACUGCACCACAUCUGCUCUAAACCAGAAGCAAAGGCAGACUGAACAAGAUCAUGGAACCGAAGAACUGGAAGAAGCUUCUUGGGCCAUUAGGUCCAGCAUACUGUGGGCUUAGGAAUCCAGCUGAAAGAUACAUACAUGUGGCUACUACACAAAAUUGUUAGGGUAUUCAGUAAAACAAAAUGCUUCAAUGGAGACAAGGCAGGGAAUAAAAGUGUAAGUAUGAAGAUAGUGGUAAUGAUAGGAUUGAAAAUAUCAAACUUAGUUACUGGUCAGUAAGAGUUCUGAUCCUGUUUUAAUGGGGUAUGACAGAAUGACUUUGGGCCAGUGAAGCAUGAGCUUGUCCAUGUAGUCAGUAGAAGUCACAGCUAACUUAUGGACACUAUUAGUCUCUGGGUAGACACCUUCACUAUCCAGGCUCUUCUCAUCCCAUCUCACC
This is a messenger RNA of Ahaetulla prasina, 5357 nucleotides long. It is a transcript of the gene CDHR2, whose product is annotated as cadherin related family member 2. The record is from RefSeq and is a predicted model, not a curated record. Bases 830 to 4777 code for a protein of 1315 amino acids. NCBI's taxonomy places the organism in Eukaryota, Metazoa, Chordata, Lepidosauria, Squamata, Colubridae. The transcript has 35 exons. Gene Ontology annotation, biological process: homophilic cell-cell adhesion. Gene Ontology annotation, molecular function: cell adhesion molecule binding; calcium ion binding. Gene Ontology annotation, cellular component: plasma membrane.